AUGCUUAUCCAAAUCCUCUAUGGCCUGGCAGCCAGUGCCCUGUGGCAAGGCCAAGUUGUUGCAUCACCAAGCAAAGACAAUUCGCUAGAGCGUUUUAUCGAUAAACAAGCUGAUGUUUCUAUCAAGGGUGUCCUUGCCAACAUUGGCGCUGAUGGGAAAAGGGCACAAGGUGCAGCACCUGGCGCUGUUGUCGCGAGCCCAUCAAAAGAAGAUCCUGAUUAUUGGUACACUUGGACGCGUGAUUCAGCUUUGACAUACAAGGUCAUUGUGGAGAGAUUCAUUCACGGUGACAAGUCUCUCCAACGAAAGAUAGACGAAUAUGUCUCUGCACAGGCUAAACUGCAAGGAACCACAAAUCCAUCUGGUAGUCCAGAGUCAGGCGGUCUUGGCGAGCCAAAGUUCCACGUGAAUCUCACUGCUUUCACAGGAUCUUGGGGUCGACCUCAGCGCGACGGCCCACCUCUCAGAGCUACCGCUUUGACGCUGUACGCAGAGUGGCUCAUUUCCCAUGGCGAACGAUCCAAGGCUGUGAACAAGGUCUGGCCAGUCAUCGAAAAGGAUCUUGUGUAUACUACCAAGUUCUGGAAUCGCACUGGCUACGAUCUCUGGGAGGAGGUCAAUGGAUCUUCUUUCUUUACGCUUUCGGCUUCACAUCGUGCUCUUGUCGAGGGUGCGGCGCUGGCUAAGAAACUCGAAAAGUCCUGCCCUGACUGUGUCACCAACGCUCCUCGUGUUCUGUGCUUCCUUCAGAGUUUCUGGACAGGUGGAUACAUUGACUCCAACAUCAAUGUCAAGGACGGUCGCAAGGGCCUUGACGUCAACUCCAUCCUCUCCUCGAUUCACACCUUCGAUCCCACCUCCAAAUGCACCGACUCGACCUUCCAGCCUUGCUCGCCCAGAGCUCUUGCGAACCACAAGGCAGUCGUCGAUUCGUUCAGGUCCAUUUAUGGCGUUAACAAGAACAGAGGCCAAGGAAAGGCUGCCGCUGUCGGUCGAUAUAGUGAGGACGUGUACUAUGAUGGCAACCCCUGGUACCUGGCCACUCUUGCUGCUGCGGAACAGCUCUACGCCGCGGUCUACCAGUGGAACAAGGUUGGAGCUAUCACUGUUGACGAUAUGUCAUUGUCUUUCUUCAAGGAUAUUGUCCCCAAAAUUUCCAAGGGCACUUAUUCUAAGAAUAGCAAGACAUACAAGGAGACCAUCAAGGCAGUCAAAGCUUACGCCGAUGGUUUCGUCGCAGUUGUGCAGACAUAUACUCCCAAGGAUGGCUCACUAGCUGAGCAAUUUGACAAGUCCACUGGAGCUCCCAAGUCCGCUGUCCAUCUCACCUGGUCUUACGCCUCAUUUGUCAGCGCCACCGAACGUCGGGACGGCAUUGUAUCCCCCUCUUGGGGCGAGAGCAGUGCCAACAAAGUCCCCGCCGUAUGCCAAGCUGCCCCAGCAUGUGACACGACCGUCACCUUCACUGUCAAGAACGUGCAAGUUACGUCUGGUCAGAAAGUUUACGUGGUUGGUUCCGUGACUGAACUUUCCAACUGGUCACCUGAAGACGGCAUUCCGCUUACGGAGGGUACUGAGGGUGUGUGGAGCACAAAGGUUAAGAUUCCUUCUGAUACAAGCUUUGAGUACAAGUAUAUCAAGAAGACGAGUAGUGGCGAGGUUACUUGGUUGAGUGAUCCCAACAAUCGAGCUCUUACGGGUAGCAAGUGUGGGAGUACCAGUACUCUCAAUGAUGAGUGGAGGUAG
Molecule: messenger RNA, 1746 nt
Organism: Fusarium pseudograminearum CS3096
Lineage: Eukaryota; Fungi; Ascomycota; Sordariomycetes; Hypocreales; Nectriaceae
Exons: 2
Coding region: 1-1746 (581 amino acids)
Biological process (GO): polysaccharide catabolic process
Cellular component (GO): fungal-type vacuole
Molecular function (GO): glucan 1,4-alpha-glucosidase activity; starch binding
Source: RefSeq, a predicted model, not a curated record